Molecule: messenger RNA, 1608 nt
Organism: Platichthys flesus (European flounder)
Lineage: Eukaryota; Metazoa; Chordata; Actinopteri; Pleuronectiformes; Pleuronectidae
Gene: lhx4
Product: LIM homeobox 4
Biological process (GO): neuron differentiation; regulation of transcription by RNA polymerase II
Cellular component (GO): nucleus
Molecular function (GO): DNA-binding transcription factor activity, RNA polymerase II-specific; RNA polymerase II transcription regulatory region sequence-specific DNA binding
Source: RefSeq, a predicted model, not a curated record
ACCACCACCACCACCACCAUCAUCAUCAUCAUACUUUUUUUCUUCCACGAGACAGGACAGGGGUGUGCGCCCACCGUGUCGCGGGUGUAUGUGCGUGCAUUUGUCUCCCGGUUUGGAUCACGAUGAUGCAAAGUGCGGCGGUCCUACCGACAGAGAGUCCUGUGAAGAGUUUACCGGAGAUUCUCGGAGUGCCACUGCAACAGAUCCCUCAGUGUGCCGGCUGUAGCCAACACAUCCUGGACAAGUUCAUCCUGAAGGUGCUGGACAGACACUGGCACUCCAAGUGCCUCAAAUGCGCCGACUGCCAGACUCCGCUGGCGGACAAGUGUUUCUCCCGAGCAGGAGGCGUCUACUGCAAAGAGGACUUCUUCAAGCGCUUCGGAACAAAAUGUGCAUCAUGCCAACAGGGGAUCCCUCCGACGCAGGUUGUGCGGAAGGCGCAGGACUUUGUGUAUCACCUGCACUGCUUCGCCUGCAUCAUGUGCAGCCGGCAGCUGGCCACCGGGGACGAGUUCUACCUCAUGGAGGACGGGAGGCUGGUGUGCAAGGUGGAUUAUGAAACAGCAAAGCAAAACGACGACUCGGAGGCGGGGACCAAGCGACCGAGGACCACCAUCACCGCCAAGCAGCUGGAGACCCUCAAAAGUGCCUACAAAAACUCGCCGAAGCCAGCACGCCACGUCAGAGAGCAGCUGUCCUCCGAGACGGGACUAGACAUGAGAGUCGUGCAGGUUUGGUUCCAGAACCGACGAGCAAAGGAGAAGCGCCUGAAGAAAGACGCAGGUCGACAUCGCUGGAGUCAGUUUUAUAAAAGUGUCAAACGCAGCCGAGGAGGAGCCAAAGUGGAGAAGGAGAGCUCGGCUGACGACGCAGGCCUCAGCGACAGCGAGCUGAGCUUCAGAGACGACCAGGUCCUGUCCGACCUCGGCCACACCAACGGCUCUACGGAGCGUCGGGGACAUGACCAGCAGCGUGGUGCUGAACGGGGCUUCUCGGUGGACGCGGCGGGCCAGCCUUACCACGACAUCCGAGCAGGGAGCCCCUACGCUCCCCAGUCGCCCUCCUCCAUCACCUCUCUGUCCGGCCACACCCCUCUCCUCAACAACCUGGGCUUCAACAUGGACAGUCUGGUGGUUGCAGGGGGGCGCCGGGGGGUGGGGCAGGCUCUGAGGGCCAUGGCCGGGGGCCCCACCUCGGACCUCUCGACAGGCAGCAGUACGGGCUACCCGGACUUCCCCACCAGCCCGGCCUCGUGGCUGGACGAGAUGGACCAUUCCCAGUUUUGAGGCUCGAACAUCGGGCAGAAAACGAAAAACAGACUCACAAGGCUUUUUUUUUUACAUUCUUUCUUUCACCCUCCAAGACUAAUGUGAUGCAGGUGAAGAGACAGAAGGAAGAGAAGAAGUGUGACUCUCAGUCCCUCCUCAGUGAGGUGCGACCGCCCGGGGUCCAGAUGGGUCCGUCCAGAGGAAAGCAGCGAGAAGCUCCGCCGACACAACACUGUAUCACACGACUUUAUUUUGUUCUUUCACUCUCUGAAAAUGAGAAUGGAUUUCAAUAUGUCGGUGGAACUACACUCGCAGGGAGGUAAUAUUGUCUCGUCCUCCC